AUGUCGGGCGACACAUCGUCCGACUCGCCCGAUGAGCUGUCUGCAUACAGCGAUCGGCAGUUGUGGAAAAGACUGCCGCGCAAAUUCCGGGCUGAGCUGGGCGAAGCUGGUGGCACCCAGCCUAGAGAUGAGGUCCUUGCAUUUUUGACUGACACUCGCAGCGAACUAGGCCAGCUCAUGGAGAGAUUUUCUGGACCCGUGGAUUCUGCGGCGCAUCGCGCUCUGCCUGUUCAGGGGCUGCAAGACACGGUUUCCUGGCUGCGAAAACAAUCUGGUGCAAAGCGCAGGUGUGACUUGCGGGUUUCACAUCGUGCCACCACUCGAUCAGAUCAAUCCCGUGCGGCGCGGGAAGCGGCUGAGCUCCUGCGUUGGCGCUCGGAGUUAGCAGACUUGAUUGCUGAGGCGAAGCUUCCCUUGGCUAUGCAAGCUUGUAACUGUCGUGAACCUGACAAAAUCAUCAGCUCGGCUCCAGGUGGUAUGCGUGCUAGUACCAUCAAAGCCAGAGUAAGGGAAUGGCGCAAAUUGCGCGCUUACUCGCUAGGAGUGGCUGGGAUUGCAUGGCCUCCAAAUUUGGGCAUCGUCCCGGACUAUCUUCAAGAAAGGGUCGCUGAGCCUUGUGCGCGAACUGUGCCUCAUUCAAUUUUAGCUGCCUUUAGCUUUAUGGAGAAAGCUGGUGGCGUGGCAGUUCGUGACCGUGUUUCCGGAGAGCAAGUUCUCAGAAAUUUUGUUGAUCAGAGCACCAUGGAUCUAGAGGGGGGUGCCCCCCCCGAAGCGGGUGCCUUGGAGCUGUUGGUUGCUCGGGGGCUAGCAUUUUUCAAACUUUUAAAGCUAUGGACGGCUGCUCGCUCACAUGACCUGUCGGGUCUGAAUCCUGUUUCCUUGCGGUGGACUCCGCAUGGAUUAGUGGGUUGCUUGGAGCGCACAAAAACCACUGGUCCAGGCAAACGCGUGCGGCAUCUGCCCGUGUUUGUGAGCAAAUCAGCAUUUGUCAUGGCGCCAUCUUGGCUUUCCAUUGGUCUAGAUGUCUGGAGACAUGCUGAUAUGAAUUUCGACCGCGACUAUUUCCUGCCUCUCCCUCCCUCUGAUUGGGAAGUGGAAGAAGCCUUCAAAUUUUGGACUGAGCACAGUGAACGGAAUUGGCUGGUUUCUCUACUAGCAGUCUUAGGCGUGCCCCCGAAUGAACGCAAUUUCAUCGGGAGGUGGAACAUCACCACAUCUGCAGACGAAUAUCUUCGGACUUCUCAGCAGGUCUUGGUCACCCUGCAAGAAAAAGUUGUAGCAAGUUUAGGCGGGGAAGACCGUUGGGGCCUUCGGGAGUCUGGCAUUGACGAGCUGAUUCAAAGCAUUGUUGAGAAGGGCGGCAGUGUGGAGCUUGCGGCCCAACAACGCAAAGUUCUAUGGCUGGACCCCAAAUUUGCCGGUGGUUUGGGAUUAGAGCCUACUUUCCCUGAUCCUGCAGAAGCAGCUGUAGCUCCGCCUGAGGAAUGUCAAGACACAGACGAAUGCUGCAGCCCAAGCCCUUUCUUUGUCACUAUUGUGGGCAGCCAGCGCUUGCGGCGCCUCCACCGACGUAAUGGGUGCGGGGUUUCCAUGGUUGAUGUGCAGUGCUCCGAAGAUGUGUGGACAUUGCGCGGCCUCCUAUAUGAUCUCGCGUGCAAACAUUGCUGGCGGGCUGGCGAGAACAUCACUGUGUCUGAAGCUGAGGAAGGAGAUGACUCCGAGCAGCUUCAAAUGAUUGAUCGACACAUGUUUAUGGGCCCCAAGGGCUUCGACGCGUUGAUCAGUUUUGCGGGCUUGGAUGAGACCUCAGCUGGGGUUCGUGCUGCUUUGAAGCAAUUCGGUUUGGAUGUGGAGACAAGCUUGGCCAUUCGCAAAGAGGUGGCUUUGCUGGUCGGGGUUUGGGAAAGCGCCAAAACACAGCGCGCUAUGCAAGUGAAGCAAAAGCUUGAUGCCAAUGCAAGUGGGCAGGCGCGCUUGAUCCAGACCACGGAAUACGCCGCCAUGAGGUCCGCAGUGGAAGCUAUGCAAGGCAGCCUUCGUGACAAAGAGGCUCCCAGCAAAAGUUUGGUGGCCUCCAAGCUGGAGCAAUUGGCGCACCAGUUGCGGAGGAUUUGCGGGAAGCCACCUCCUUUGAAGAUUCUGCAGUGGAAGCUUGCAGAGCUACGACUCCGCCAUCGGCGUUUGGGUCUUGCUUGGGCAUUUGUGAAGUCUCGGCAUGCUAAUCGGGCUUGGAUCAAUGCUUCUAUUGUGGAUGACUUCCGCAAAUUGUCCGAUCAUGUCUUGGGCUCUACAGUGGCUGGGCUUCGCACUUCCGUAGGUGUUGGGCCCAGUUGGUCUUUGGUGCUCACUUAUGAACUGGAGCUUAGAAAGUCUGCCUAUCGGUAUGUGCGUGACAAUGUCUGUGCGGACAUCGGAACAGCCUUGGCCAAGGAUUUGGGCCCUGCCACUCCGUCGCCGGUGGUUGGGAGCAGUCAAGCGCAGAGUGGCGACAAUUUUGGCAGCAUGGAUGAGGAAGCUGCAAGAGAUGAGGCUGAGUAUGAGGAAGGUGGUGCUGGCAUCCAUUUGCAAGGUGUCAGGGGCCAGGGCCCUCCAUUGUUCUGCAAUUUUAAUGGGAAACGCAAGACUUUCACAGAUGGUUUUGGGCUAUGUUCGCCUGGGCGCUGGAGUCCCGAGAUGAGGCAAGACAAUUGCGACAAUCCAAACCUGAAUUUUCAUUAUUUGCUUGGUCGUCGUUUGCUUCGACAUUUGCAACAUUGUUUGGAUGUGCGCAAGAUUGGUUUUCUUCUUGCUUCUGGAAAAGUCACCAGCUGCCCUUUCACCGAUGAUUUACUGCAGAGUGGUCGCGAGAUAAUUUUUGCAGAGUUGCGGAAGGCAAAUUGCAAAGCGCCCAUUGAAGAGCAAGCUGAGGGGCAGCCCUUUUAUCUAUGCGCGCUAGAAGCAAUAUUGGAUUUAGCUGGAGACCCAGAUGCAGCAGCGUACCACAGUGGGACUAACUCCUUUGCAGAAGGAGUGCGGUUAGGAGUUGACUGCACUUUGCCUUGUGUACCAGCUUUGUUUACUGCCAAGCAACACUGGCGCUGUUACGAGCACAUCCAGGAAGAAGCCGGCGUGCGGGAAAAUUACAUCACAGCCAAAGAGCGUCGGGAUGUUGUGCAAAAGCAGUUUGAAAGCGAAGCUGAGCUGGGCGCGAUGGAGGAGACAAAUUCUGCGCAGGCAGAAAAGAACUUGGGAAAAAUUACAAUUGCAUCUCUGGGUGCUCUGGAAAAAUCAGAUGGAAGCUUUCGGGUCAUCCAUGAUGCGACGCAUGGGCUUCCUCAGCAAAGGCAGAGUUUGGAUUGGUCCUUGGAUCAUUCUGACUUGCGGCAGUGCCGCUGGUUUGCCGAAUGCCUAGAUCAUCAAGGCGCCAGCUGGGUGUUCGCGGCGGGAGAGAGCUAUCGAUCAAUUGCAUCAUUGGAGCUGCUGGCAACCCUUGCGGCGGUGUUGCUGUUCGAGCCUGGUGGCGGCGAUGGGGUCGCAGGAUGCUUCUCAGCUGGGACAGACAACAAAGGUAACAGCCACGCGGUGUCAAGGUGCAUGACAACAAAGUUCCCUUUGUGCGUGUUCAAUAUGGAGUUGGCGGUGCAAUUACAAAAGAGAGGAGCAGAACUACAUCUUCACUGGCUGCCUAGACUUCAGAAUGUGGAAGCAGACCAACUCACGAAUGGUGACUUCAGCGGUUUCGCAGAUUCCAAGCGGCUUCGCUUCAAGCUGAAUGAGUUUCGUGGGGAGGUGCUGGCAGAAGCCCUGGAGUUUGGGAUAGAUCUCUAUGAAGAGGUGAAAUCUGCAAAGGCGAGAAAGGACAGAAAUCAUCCGGCCAAGAAAGCAAGGAAGGGGGAGUGUUUGCCAGACACAGACCCCUGGUAA
Molecule: messenger RNA, 3903 nt
Organism: Durusdinium trenchii
Lineage: Eukaryota; Dinophyceae; Suessiales; Symbiodiniaceae
Source: the annotation of a GenBank genome assembly